AUGGCUUUCCAAGCAGUCUCUCAGGGCCCCAGGCUGGACUGGUGGGCCCCCUUGGCCCCUAAAGGCACCCACCUGCCGCCUCCCCUCUAUAAGGCCUACCUGGGCCCUGCCCUGCUGGCUAGGGAGCAGGAGCCGUCGUGGGUAUCUGUGGUGUAUCUGUUGGCAGAAGGCUCGGCCAUGACCUGGGCACGCCGUGCAGCCCUGCUGCUGCUGCUGCUGGUGGCCGCCCUGGCGCUGGGCCGGCGGUCCCAACCCGAGGCUGCCCCUGGCCUCCAGCACAGCUAUGACUGUGGGACCAAGGGCAUGCAGCUGCUGGUGUUCCCCAGGCCAGGCCAGACUGUCCACUUCAAGGUGGUGGAUGAGUUUGGGAACCGAUUUGAGGUGAAUAACUGCUCUGUCUGCUACCACUGGGUCACCUCCGAGCCCCGGGAGCCUGCAGUCUUCUCGGCUGAUUACAAAGGCCGCCACAUGCAGCAGAAGGGUGGGCGUUUCCACCUGAGGAUGUUCGUGGAGAGCAUGCAGCCCGACCAUCAGGUGGAUGUGGCACAGGACACCGCUCUGACCUAUCCCAAACCUGACCCCACCUGGGUCCCGGACUCCUACCCGGCACCACCCACCGAGUUCUCACUCUCUGCCCCUAAUAGCUCUUUCUCCCCCUCCUCCGGCCACGCCCCGGGGCCCAGCCACGCCCUGCUCAGCCCUCUGGACAAAGAGCACAGCUCUAUCCACCCAAGCGCUUCCUCUUCCUCCUCCAGACUUGGGCCUGCCCACCCCACCCUGGCUCAACUCCUCGGGGGCACCUUGGGACCCUGGGAAGUGGACGAACCAGGUUCUUUAGGUACCCAUCUGACCCAGGAACAGUGCCGGGUGGCCUCCGGGCCCAUCCCCUGCAUCAUGAGUGGCCCAAAGGAGUCCUGUCAGCAGGCUGACUGCUGCUAUGACAACAUCAGAGAGGUUCCCUGCUAUUAUGGCAACACAGCUACCAUCCAGUGCUUGAGAAACGGCUCCUUCAUCCUGGUGGUGUCCCAAGAAAUGGCCUUGACACACCGGAUCACGCUGGCCAGCGUCCACCUGGCCUACACCCCCGCCAGCUGCCUCCCAACACGGCAAACGGAUGCAUCUGUGGUCUUCCACUUCCCUCCCACCCACUGUGGCACCACAGCACAGGUGAGAGCAAGGAGGGGACUGUGGGCUGGGGCCUGCUCAUUUAAUGAGAACCGGCUGGUGUCUGACAUCCACAUCCGAAAGGGGCCACGGGGCUCCAUCACACGGGACGGCACCUUCCAGCUCUAGAUCUGUUGCGUCUUCAACGCCAGUGACUUCCUGCCCUUGCAGGCAUCUGUCUGCCCACCCCCAAUGCCCGGCCCUGUGACCCAGCCCGGCCCCCUGUGGCCGGAGCUGUGGAUCACCAAGGACGAGACUUUCAGGUCCUGCUACGGACAGGGGGACUAUCCCAUCCUGAGGCUGCUCCAAGAACCGGUCCACAUGGAGGUCCGGCUUCUGCGGAGGACAGACCCUGGCCUGGUCCUGGUGCUGCACCAAUGCUGGGGCACUCCCAGUGCCAACCCCUUCCAGCAGUCCCAGUGGCCUGUCCUGUUGAAAGGGUGUCCUUUUGAGGGCGACAGCUACAGAACCCGAAGGGUGGCCCUGGACGGGGCGGCACUGCCCUUCCCAUCGCACUACCAGCGCUUCACCAUCACCACCUUUGCCCUCCUGGACUCGGGCUCCCAGAGGGCCCUCAGGGGGCCGAUAAGAAGCCCCUGUGUGUACUUCUUCUGCAGCGCCUCUGCCUGCCAGCGCUUGGGGCCGGAGAUGUGCGGCAUCGCCUGCAGCACCAGGACUGCCGGACGCCGACGAUCCUCGAGUCACUGCAGUGGCAGCCGGGCCCAGGACAUCAUGAGCGCUCCAGGGCCUGUGGGCUUUGAGGAUGCUUACGGGCAGGAGCCCACGCUGGGGCCUAUGGGCUCCAACAGGAACCCCAGCCCAAGGCCACUCCUCUGGGUGGUCCCGCUGCUGCUGACUGUUGCCCAGGUUCUAGGGGUUGGUGUCUUUGCAGCCCUGAGCCAGACUCGGGCCCAGAAUGGGCUCAAUAAACCAUGA
Molecule: messenger RNA, 2100 nt
Organism: Carlito syrichta (Philippine tarsier)
Lineage: Eukaryota; Metazoa; Chordata; Mammalia; Primates; Tarsiidae
Gene: ZP1
Product: zona pellucida glycoprotein 1
Biological process (GO): prevention of polyspermy; binding of sperm to zona pellucida
Cellular component (GO): egg coat
Molecular function (GO): acrosin binding; structural constituent of egg coat
Source: RefSeq, a predicted model, not a curated record